AUGCAACUGGCCACCCAGAAGCUGCUGGGUUCACACUCUACGUUAUCCCUUCUCAGUACUCUCAUUGUGACUCCAGCUGGACUCGAUAAACUGCAAUUGGACGAAAAAUGCCUACGGUGCGCAGUGCGCGAUGCGAGGUGUCAGGAGAGUAAAGCUUCUUCAGCGAAAUUUUCAGCGGAAAUCGAUUUUGCGACCCGUUGCAGACCGGUACGAAGAGCUCAAUUUGCGAAACCACUUAGCAGUCGACCUACAGCUCCUCAGAGAAGACAACAUGGAUCCUCCCUUAAUUUCCAGCGCCAUAUUAAUACAAAACCGGUAUUACAAGACUACACGAGCCCGCACCAUGGAAAGAGAACAGAUCCAUCUUCCUGUCGGCUCUCGAAUUAUUUGAACGAAUGCGCAGCCUUUCGGUCCGCGGACUGGGCUUUGGACCCCGAAAAGCUCAAAUUUGAAUCGGAUGUUGGUCAUUCUAGAGAUAUUGGGAGCAAGUUGAUUGACGACCCUCACUUCGCAAAUGAUUUUGAGCUGUGGAAGCUGCUGCUUCUUUAUCGCAAACGGCAUGACGGCGAUGAUGGCGUAAUUGAUAUUUGGAGAGGGCUGAGGGAGAGAGGGGAGCCAGUGGAUCUACCGGUGGAAGGCGAUUAUGCUUCGUUUCUUUGGAAAAACUUUAUCACUGUUGGGUGGAAACGAGAUGAUUUUUUAAGCGAAAUACAUUCUUACGCCACUGAGCUUUAUGAACGAUCGGGGAAGGUGUGGGACAGGGAAAAAUAUUACAAAUCUGUUGUUGUUGGAUUAUUCAAAAAAGGCCUAUUUGCGAAGGGAAUGGAGUGGCACAAAAGGUUAAAAGACACACAUCUGUCAAACCCAAAUGCUAUAUUACUACAGCUAUUUGAGUCCGCCGCCUCGAUUGACGGCGGUUUAAGAGCGUUUAGGAAAAUAUGCAGGACCUUCGAUAAUCAUCACGUCUAUUCUGCUGCCAUGCCACAACUUUCAGGGGCUGGAAGGAUGCCUGAUGCUUUGGCGAUGCAUGAUUUCUUCUUACAACGGAACGAUCUGCCCCGAACCGUACAGGACGUUAAGCCUUUAAUUCAAUAUCUGCAGUGCUAUGGGACGAAGGCAGAAAACCAGUUGUUUUUAGCAAAUUUAACAUUGAAAGGACUCCUCCAUGAUGGGAAAUUCUUGGAACUAUUUGAGCGACAGCCACAUGGUGCAACAGGUGACGACACCGCUUCAAGGGUCGACGAAGAAGAGAACUAUGUCAGUGAUAACUUCGGUGCCCGUUUUUUUGCCACGAAGACUUUCACGUUUGAACUUUUCGUUGCUGGUGUCAAAGCAUUUGGAGCUACCUCGAUCGGACAACAGACUCUAAGGCAGAUGGCCUUGAAGGCGGGGAAUGCCAAAAAGUUAUCUGAGCAGCUCGAUAUUUUGAAAAGGGAAGGUAUUUCGAUAGGUGACACUGCAUUUUCGAGGGUUGUCCGGAAAUUAGCCUCGCACGGAGACGACUUUGUAUUGAAUGAGCUUUUGCAGAGUGAUCUGCACCCGGAAGUCUUCGAGGACCUUAAGACUCAAGAGGACCUCUUUGCUGCCUAUUCUAUUGCAGAUGACCAGCGGCGGGCACGUAUGGUGUUCAAAAUUCUUACCAUCCUAUCUACCGAAGAUAUUUAUGACCAUAACAUCCUUCUCCGAAAUGCGGUAAAGGUUAAGGACUGGCAAAGAAUACCUCUUAUCCUUGAUAAAAUGAGGGAGCAUAGCAUACCCCCUUCACAACAGAGCUUAGAUCUGAUGAUUAAGAAGAUACUACCCGUCCGGAGGCCAGGGAGGCAAGAAGCUAGAGCUCCGGAGAAUCUCCGUGCAAUCACGUAUAUGACUGGCAUCUUGCAAAACUUGGUAAGCGUUGGAGUUGAUGUUUCAGCUCACCAGUGGAAUGAAAUCUUGAAACGAAUUGGGAUGAGGGCCGACUGGAAUGAUCUUCGAAAACUGUGCCUUUGGUUGACACAUUUCUAUUCACCAAUCAAUCCCAAACAGGCAGAGUCACCUCUAACUGACCCUAAUUUCCCUGAACGCUCAAUCCCCAAAUUCGACCAGAAAAAGCUGCUCCUGCCCGCUCAUCCCGACUCUCCCCUCCGCCAGAUCUUUUCCGUGCACCUACAGACCGCAAUAGUCGCGUGGGGGUUUUCUCUCUCACCUAAUUCCAAAGAAAUAUAUUAUAAUACUUUCAGCAAAGAACGCGAAAAAAUCAUCCCCUGGGUACGAGGACACGUCCUCCUGCGGGAACUGAAGGAACUGGGUGUUAUCGUGCAAAUCAACACCGUCCGCAUUGCAACCCGACAUCGACUCGCUGUAUUAUUUGGUGACUACCGGUUAUCCAACCGUCCCAGAAAUCGUAUGUUGCGGGCUGUGAACCCAUGGACACUCGAGGAAAUUUUGCGCGAUAUAGAUAGGGUUUGGGGGUUUUCGGUGUUUGGGAAAAUGGUGGAGGAUCCUCACAGGCUUGUGAACCCUCCACGGCGGUCACGGAACAGGAGUGAGCGGGAUGAUGAGCAAGAUCAAGCGUGGAAGUACGGACGCGUCUCGCAGCAAAUGAAGUAUAGAGAGGAGAAACGAAAGGUAGAGAAACAACUGUAUGAUCGCGUCCAUAAUGAUAUCGAUUAG
Paracoccidioides brasiliensis Pb18 is the source of this 2652-nucleotide messenger RNA. RefSeq lists its product as uncharacterized. The record is from RefSeq and is a predicted model, not a curated record. The coding region runs from base 1 to 2652 and encodes 883 amino acids. The transcript has a single exon.